Xyrauchen texanus (razorback sucker) is the source of this 2247-nucleotide messenger RNA. It is a transcript of the gene gucy1a2, whose product is annotated as guanylate cyclase 1, soluble, alpha 2. Bases 1 to 2247 code for a protein of 748 amino acids. NCBI's taxonomy places the organism in Eukaryota, Metazoa, Chordata, Actinopteri, Cypriniformes, Catostomidae. Gene Ontology annotation, molecular function: heme binding; guanylate cyclase activity. Gene Ontology annotation, biological process: response to oxygen levels; cGMP biosynthetic process. Gene Ontology annotation, cellular component: guanylate cyclase complex, soluble. The record is from RefSeq and is a predicted model, not a curated record. The transcript has 9 exons.
AUGUCCUCACGGAAGAUCUCCUCCGAAUCCUUCAGCUCCAUUGGCUCUGAUUACCUGGAGAGCCCCGGCGAGGACGGAGAGUGUCCGUUCUCACGCGACUUCUGGAACGGCCGGAGUCCCGUGGAGACGCUCUCGUGUCCGUUCGAUGACGCGGCCGUCAGCAGGCGGGCCGCCCGACGCAAACGCGUCAAUCUAGACUCGCUCGGGGAGAGUUUGAGACGGCUCACCUCACCCACGAAACAGACCAUUCAUUUGGCCUUGCAGAGAACGGUGGAUUUUUACAGACAGAGAGAAAUCAGCGGACAAGAGUUUGUAAGAAACUUGUCAGAUGAGCAGAAGUGUUUUUUUGAUAACUCACGAUGUGACAGCCAGACCGACAUCUCAGGAAUAUUGAAACACACGGCCACUAUUUUAGGUGUUGACUUCACCACCGUACGGGGCCUAUUUGGUGAGGAAUUCUUCGGUUUAUGUCUGGAGGAGAACGAGAGGGUUCUGCGAUCUCUCGGAGGAAACCUGCAGGAUUUCUUCAAUGGUUUCGAUGCUCUUCUAGAACAUAUUAGAACGUCCUGUGGGCAGCGAGCUUCGUCCGAGGUCCCCUCUUUCCUAUGCAAAGACACUCUUCAGGAGAACGAAGAAUCAGAUGGAGAGAGGGAUGGAGGGCGGACUCUUCUCCUCCAUUGUUUCAACCCCGACCCUACUGUGGGCGUGGCUAUGCCGGGGUUGAUUCGAGCCGCCGCUCGACGAAUCUACCAGUCGGACGUUUUGGUGGAAGAAGCUCCUCCCUCUUGGCUGCACACAGCCAAUGAGGAUGGAGAGCUCUCAGCGGACUCCUCCCUCUCUUCAUCUCCAUCUCCACUAUCUUUGUCCUCUCCUGCCUGUUUAUCCUUCCUUAUCAAAGAGAUUCGGACUCAACCUACAUCUUCAUCAUCUUCAUCCUUAUCCUCGCACCCCACCACCGCAUCUCGGCAGCUUUCGCGCUCACCGCUGGAUCUACGGAUCAGCUUGAGCACGUUUUCUCGAGCCUUCCCCUUCCAUCUGGUGCUGGGACCCAACAUGGAUAUUCUGCAGGUCGGCGAGGGGCUUCGUAAACAGGCCAAGGGCGAACCACACCGAACACUCACCUUCAGCAACAGCUUUGAGUUGGUUUCUCCCAGAAUACCCUGCACGUUCCAGAACAUCCUACUUAGGCUGUCCACACCAUUCACCAUUCGAACACGACCAGAUGGGCCGGGACUCGACAGCAAGGAGAAGGUGAUGGAACUCAAAGGUCAGAUGCUUCACUUACCUGAAUCCAACUCCAUCAUGUUCCUGGGCUCUCCGCGUGUUGAUAGGCUAGAGGAGCUCAUGGGGCGGGGCUUACAUCUGUCGGACAUCCCCAUGCAUGAUGCUACGCGUGAUGUCAUCCUGGUUGGGGAACAGGCGAAAGCCCAGGAUGGACUGAAGAAACGCAUGGAUAAACUCAAAGCCACUCUGGAGAAGACCCAUCAAGCUUUAGAAGAGGAGAAAAGGAGAACCGUGGAUCUGCUAUAUUCCAUAUUCCCUGGCGACGUGGCUCAGAGACUGUGGCAGGGACUUCCUGUUCAAGCCAAGAAGUUUGAUGAUGUCACUAUGCUGUUCUCCGAUAUCGUGGGUUUCACGGCGGUUUGUGCGCAGUGUACGCCAAUGCAGGUCAUCAGCAUGCUGAACGAACUCUACACACGCUUUGACUACCAGUGCGGAAUACUGGACGUCUAUAAGAUUGAAACUAUAGGCGAUGCUUACUGUGUGGCGGGUGGGCUCCACAGGAAGAUUGACAGCCAUGCCAAGCCAAUCGCCCUCAUGGCUCUUAAGAUGAUGGAGUUGUCAGAAGAAGUGUUGACGCCCGAUGAAAAGCCAAUCAAGUUGCGCAUUGGUAUCCACUCGGGUUCAGUGCUGGCUGGUGUCGUGGGUGUGAAGAUGCCACGCUACUGUCUGUUUGGAAAUAACGUCACGCUGGCCAGCAAGUUUGAAUCGGGCAGUCAUCCGCGCUGCAUCAACGUCAGCCCAACCACAUACCAACUCUUGCGUGACGAUCGCUCGUUCUCCUUCGUCCCUCGCUCCAGGCAGGAGCUUCCCGACAACUUCCCCAAAGAGAUCCUGGGAAUCUGCUAUUUUCUGGAGGCGGGCAAAUCCCAGAACCACGCCUCCCUCACCAGCACUCGCUCCGUCCCCGUACGCAAAGUGUCCUAUAACAUUGGGACCAUGUUUUUACGGGAGACUAGCCUCUGA